AUGGGUCACUCUCUGCAGUGCUGCCGGCAGUCAUGUUCAGGUAGAGAACGACCGGCUAAACGGCGGCCACCAUGCGGAAAACAUCUGGAAAGGAUCCGUUUCCGGGGCCAGAGACGGGACGAGUUCCCGGAUCUGGCCGAUUCUCCCAACACCUCCGACACAGAGAGCAACGAGGAGGUCGUGAGCAGACCUCGAGUCUCCGCCAGAGAUUCAGAGGAGCUGAGGGAGGUGGAGGGGGAGCAGAGUGACGCUCAGGCUAGUCAUGCAACGUUCUCUGCAGCUCUCCAGGACGACUCCAGGACGGAUCUCAACGAGGUCAAAGGUCACCUGGAAAUCGCCUUGUUAGAGAAAAACUUCUUAGAGGAGGAGCUGAAGAAACUCAGAGAGGAGUCCAACGUGGAUUCUCUGCGGCAGGAGCUGGAGAGAGAGCGCAGCCGCAGCAGCGAGCUGGAGCAGAAGAUCAACGACGUCCUGAAACCCAGACUUGAAGACUCACCUUCACAGACGCCUAAAGCCCCGUCCCCUUCAACAUCUGCAGUCAGCGGUACAGACAAACAGAAGGACACUUGGUCCAGCAGCUUCCGGAAGUGUCUCUACGAUAGAUUUGGCGUUUACAUCGAGGACUUCCGCUUCCAGCAGGAGGAGCAGACGGUGGAGACGGAUGAGCCGCUGAGCGCCAAGAGGUUGACUGAAAACAUGAGAAGACUCAAGCGAGGGUUGAAACCAUUGUCCAACUUCAAGAGGAACCUGAGCUCCUGCCCCCCCCCCUCCCUAGAACAUCGGCACGGCUGGGCCGUCCCGAUGUUCCUGUUCCUCGCCAUCGUCCGCCUCUCUUUAAAUUAUCUCAUCGCCAGGUCAGUGCAAGCCCCGCCCCUCUCUCUCCUACAGCCAAUCACAUGGCCCCAAUCAGAGACUGUCAAUCAGUGUCCUGACAGGCUACCUGGACAGGAGCCUCCCAAAGAAGACCUGACGGUGUCGGAGAAGUUCACGCUGGUUCUGGACGUCGCUCAGAAAGCUCAGAACCUGUUUGGCAGGAUGGCGAACAGACUGGAGAAAAUCAAGAAUUUGUUCAUUUGGGUUCAGCCUGAGUUGACUCAGAAGCUGUACGUUGGUCUGUGGCUGGCCUUCAUCUCCUCCUGCCUGCUGCCAUUCAAACUGCUGGGAUUCUUCAUAGGUGUGUACGCAGGUAUAAAGUUCUUCGUCAUCGACUUCCUCUUCAAGAGCUGUCCGAAGCUGAGGCAGCGCUUCGACACGCCGUUCAUCAUCUGGACCCACCUGCCCACCGACCUGCAGCUGAAGGAGCACGGCGGCUCCACGCUCACCAGGAGGGUCACGUUAACCAGCGGGCGGGGCAGCGUCGGCCCGGCGGCUCCUCUCGGUGCGAGCCGGGAUGAAGACGGAGGGCGAUACAGCAGCACCAAGAGAGGAGCUUUCCACGAAGUGUUCAACCUGCAGGAGAGCGAGCGCCCCCUGACAGUGUGUGAGAGCGGCUGGCGCUGCUGCCUCAUCAACAGAGACAGGAAGUCGCCCACUGACUACAUCCGCAACGGAUACCUCUACGUCACCGAGAAUCAUCUGUGUUUUGAGAGCUCCAGCUCCAGAUCCGGAUCCUCCAAGAGGAACAAAGUCAUCAAACUGGCCGACAUCACCGACAUCCAGAAGUACAAAGUGUUGUCCGUGCUGCCGGGGUCAGGGAGCGGCAUCUCCAUCGCAACGCCGUCCACAACAAAGCCGAUGGUGUUCGGCGCGAUGAUCCACAGAGACGAGGCCUUCGACGCCAUCUUUAACCAGCACACGAAAAUCGUUUCCGCGGCAACAGCCAUCGAACCGGAGACGUAGUAACACCUUCACAAGGCUGCCGCCACACACACGCACACACACACACACAUACAUACACACACACACACACUGGGACUGUUAUACUGUUAAUUAACCAGUUUUUAAAUAAUCCGGUGACGUUAAAUCACAGAUUUUCUGUCACCAAUGAUUUCUUAAACAAGUUCCCACAAAACAGGAAACAAUAAGGUACAUUUUUAGUGCUAAUUAAUUGAUAAAUCCUCAAUUAUGUCCGGUAUUUAUCUCUGGAAUAAUGUCCUGCAUAUUAAUGAAUAUUGUCCAGAAGGCGUAAGGAUAUUGAUCUUAAUUAACCACGUAUAAUACGGCUGUACCAGAGAUACAGUAUAUGGGCUGUACCCAAUAUUUUGAAUCUACAUCCAUUAUGUUGACAUUUCUAAUUGUAAAUAAAAAUGAAAGCUGCACAAU
Messenger RNA from Trematomus bernacchii (emerald rockcod), 2262 nucleotides. Its product is annotated as GRAM domain-containing protein 4-like. The transcript has 19 exons. The record is from RefSeq and is a predicted model, not a curated record. Gene Ontology annotation, biological process: apoptotic process; negative regulation of toll-like receptor 9 signaling pathway. Lineage: Eukaryota; Metazoa; Chordata; Actinopteri; Perciformes; Nototheniidae. The coding region runs from base 1 to 1839 and encodes 612 amino acids.